AGCCGAGCCAGCAUAAAAUUGGCAGCCUCAGGGCAGCCUCAGCCAUGGCCGACGACGACGAGGACCUGGCGCGACAAGUGCGCGAGCAGCAGGAGCAACUCAGGGAGCUCCAGGCGGCCUGGCCGAGGCCCAGCGCCUCCAAACAUCAAUGGAAAUGAGGGCUGAAGAGGAGAAAAAGGAGGACGAGGAGACGUUCGACCUCACGGCCGUGGGCAUCGGCUCGAAGACGCCGCCGCGGCACGCGGGCGACGGCCUGUAUCGGUGCAUCCGGAGCGUGUUGGUGGGGGCGGUCGGCGGCGUGGCCAUGACGCUGGCGGCGCCGGUGAUGGGGGCGCGCGAGAGCGGCAUCAAAGGGUUCGCGGGCGGCUGCGCGCAGGGCGUCGUCGGGCUCGUGGCGCUGCCCCUGAUCGGCGUCGCGCAGGGCGUCUACGACCUAGGCAGGGGGAUUGGAGCGACGCCGGUCGCGAUCCAAGCCACGGUCGUGGGCAAGGAGUGGGACGGCACGUCGUGGCAGUUCUACGACCUCGGGCGGGAGAGGGACGCGGUCGACGCGAUCGACCCCGACGCCGCGUUCGCCGCCGCGCGCAAGCGACAGAGGGAGGAGAAGGCCGCCUUCAAGAAGGGGAGCGGCCUCUUCGCCCCUUCCACAAACGUCGCCUCGACGGAGUUCUACGACGUCCUGGACGUGCCGCCGGACGCGUCCGCGGCCCGGAUCAAGAAGAGCUACUACAAGAAGGCGCUCCAGUGCCACCCGGACAAGCACCCCGGCGACGCCGACGCGGCCGCGAAGUUUCAAAAAAUAGGCGCGGCCUACCAGGUCCUGUCGAACCCGCAGGCGCGGGCUCGCUACGACGCGUCCGGCGACGCGGGCGACGUCCCGGCGCUCGACUCGACGACGCUCUUCGCCGUCGUCUUCGGGUCGGCGAAGUUCGAGGACUUCGUCGGCGAGCUGCAGCUGGCCCAGCUCGCGCAGGAGGAGCAGGACGACACGGACGUGCCGGACGAGGAGCGCGCCUACCUCCAGCGGAAGCGCGAGGUCGGCUGCGCGGCGAAAGUCGUCGACCUCCUGGAUCCCUACGCGUCCGGGCGCUUGGACGAGGCGGCGUUCGAGGUUUCGUUGAAGCCGCUCGCGCAGGACCUGGCCUCGAACGCGUUCGGCGCGGCGCUGCUGGACGUCGUCGGCUACGCCUACGAGAUGGCGGGCGGGGCCCGGGCCGCGCGCGGCGCCGGGGCCCGCGGCGCCUUCGCGCUGCGGCGGCGCGCGCACGCGCUCGGCACGCGCCUCGCGACGGCGCGGUCGCUCGGCAAAGCGGGCGGCCGGUCGCUCGCGGCGCGGUGCGCGGAAAAGCGCGAGGCGACGCUCGACGCGGCGGCCGCCGCGGCGUCCAAGCAGAAACGCGAGUCCGAACUGACGCUCUCGAUGCUCGAGGUCAUGUGGCGGCUCACCGUCGUGGACGUGGAGACGACGCUGCGCGUCGCGUGCCACAAGGUCCUCAACGACCACGGCGCCCCGCGGGAGACGCGGCUGGCGCGCGCGCGGGGCCUCGCGAUCGUCGGCCGCGCCUUCCGCGCGGCAGCCGCCGCGUCCGGGUACUCCGGGAACGCCGUGCAGGCGCUCCGGGACACCAUUGGCGGGGCAGCGGCCCCGUCGGCCGCUCCCGCCCCCGCUGCGCCGGAGCCCGCGUCGAGGGAAGAGUUGUUGGAACUCUCCGUGGGCCAGCUCAAGAAGCUCGCCCGCGAAAGAGGCGUGGACGUUUCCACGGCGCUGGAGAAGGCGCAUAUCGUGGAUGCCCUGUUAUCGGCCAGGAAAGAGUAGGUUGUCUAUGUG
Pelagomonas calceolata is the source of this 1828-nucleotide messenger RNA. NCBI's taxonomy places the organism in Eukaryota, Pelagophyceae, Pelagomonadales, Pelagomonadaceae. The record is from the annotation of a GenBank genome assembly.